Messenger RNA from Lacerta agilis (Sand lizard), 1340 nucleotides. RefSeq names its product sodium voltage-gated channel beta subunit 1 (gene SCN1B). Gene Ontology annotation, biological process: cardiac muscle cell action potential involved in contraction; sodium ion transport; regulation of heart rate by cardiac conduction. NCBI's taxonomy places the organism in Eukaryota, Metazoa, Chordata, Lepidosauria, Squamata, Lacertidae. Gene Ontology annotation, molecular function: sodium channel regulator activity. Gene Ontology annotation, cellular component: voltage-gated sodium channel complex. The record is from RefSeq and is a predicted model, not a curated record. The transcript has 6 exons. Bases 510 to 1175 code for a protein of 221 amino acids.
UCAAAGCUCCGGACGCGGGAUCUGCGGCAGGACAACCCAUGCCGGCUCGCCUCGCCCUGGCUUGGUGAGGAGGAGAAAGGACCCCUGCGCGCUCUCCGGGCCCAUCCCAACUUUUAUGGAUCCUCCCGCCAGCCGCCUCUUCUGUAUCUCCUCGAGCUCUCGGUCCCCGGAUUCGUCCCGUCGCAGCGCCGCGGCGCAAGGGGCAGCCGUCGGGGCAACUAGCGGCGCAGCGCCCCCUGCCGCCGCCGCCCUCUUUGGGGCCGAGCGGGAUCAAGUGGCCGAGGCCGAGUCAGUUGCAUCCGGCUCCGGCAUUCCAAGGCGCUCUUGGGUUUUCUCCUUUGGGCGCUGAGCUAAGCCCCGGGCUAUAAAUACCCUCCCUGGAAGACUCUCCCCCAGGAUCGUCUGUCUGUUGACCGCAGGAGGUUGCUGGGAAGGGCGGGGGGAGCCCGGCGCUGUGUCUGCCCCCCCAGGCCAAGAAGGACGCGCACCCUGGAUCCGAACCCCCCGGGAUGGCGACCCCGCGCCCCAUCUCGCUCCUGCUGUGCUUGGCCCUGGUGACGUUGUGCCAGGGUGGCUGCGUGGAGGUGGACUCGUACACUGAGGCCGUGGCUGGCAACAGCUUCCAGAUCUUGUGCAUCUCCUGCAAGAAGCGCAGCGAGACGGAAGCGGAGGCCUUCACUGAGUGGUUCUUCAAGCAGAAGGGGGAGGAAGAAUAUGUCAAGAUCCUUCGCUAUGACCCAGAUGAGAGGCUCAACGUGAUGGAUCCUCGCUUUGAAGGCCUGGUUCAUUGGAACGGGACCAAGAACAUCCGGGACUUGCAAGAUCUCUCCAUCUUCAUACUUAACGUGACCUUUGACCAUAUGGGUGAAUACGUCUGCACUGUUAACCGCACACUCUUUUUCGCGGCGGAGUUCACCCACAACAUCAUGGUCAACAAGACCAUCCAUGUUACAGUGGUAGACAAACAAAACCGGGAAAUGGCAUCCAUCGUUUCCGAGAUCAUGAUGUACGUUCUCAUCGUCGUCCUGACCAUCUGGCUGGUGGCUGAGAUGGUCUACUGCUACAAGAAGAUCGCCGCGGCAACGGAGGCAGCUGCUCAAGAGAAUGCCUCUGAGUACUUGGCCAUCACGUCGGAAAGUAAGGAAAACUGUACAGGGGUGCAGGUAGCUGAAUAGCCCACGUGGGGCUGUUGGCGGGCACAGGAAUUCCUGGCUGGCAGGGACGAGGAGGACGAUGGCGGAGAGGGAAAGUGACUCAGCAGAGGCAUCAGCAGCCCCUGAGAAGAUUUGAGCUGGAGCCAAGCAGCCGCUCCCCCCCCCCCCGCUGCAUGGCCUCCCAUC